Molecule: messenger RNA, 1697 nt
Organism: Centropristis striata (black sea bass)
Lineage: Eukaryota; Metazoa; Chordata; Actinopteri; Perciformes; Serranidae
Gene: napepld
Product: N-acyl phosphatidylethanolamine phospholipase D
Exons: 10
Coding region: 311-1513 (400 amino acids)
Biological process (GO): N-acylethanolamine metabolic process; N-acylphosphatidylethanolamine metabolic process
Cellular component (GO): membrane-bounded organelle; cytoplasm
Molecular function (GO): zinc ion binding; N-acylphosphatidylethanolamine-specific phospholipase D activity
Source: RefSeq, a predicted model, not a curated record
GACUAAUGAUCCGCACCGUCCUGCUGCUGCGGCUGCAUUUAAACUCCACGUCUUACCUCUUCAGAGACCUCUUUCCAGCUACACAUGCUGUCGUCUUUAAGUUUUGCACUCGCUGAUGUCUAACAGAAACGUUAUAGUAAUAUAAACUGCAUUGGAGAUGCUCAGGGAACCGUAUAGCUGCUGAUAAUGUGUCCCAGCUCGCAUUAACGCGUAUCAUGGCUAACGUGAAUGCAACAAACACGUCUCCCUGCUGAGAAAACAACUGGUGCUGAUCUGUUGAGUUUAAGUUUUCAGGUGUGGUGUUGAUCCCAUGGAGAAGCCUUCAUCUUCGGGCAGAGCAGUGCUGGAGGAGAGAAAAGGCCUGGUGGAGGACAGCACGGUGCUGAGAGGUGCUGAGGGGGGAGAGGUGGAACCUCAGUCUCCGAGGAAGAGCAGCUCCUCCCGCUCCUCCCGCAAGAGUUUCCGCUUGGACUACCGACUGGAGGAGGAUGUGACAAAGUCCUGUCGGGACAAACAUGGCCGCUGGACGAACCCCUGGCCUACAUGGCGGUUCCCUUCCUACACCACCCUGCUCAGAUUCCUGGUGCUGGAUAAAAAUCACAGCAAUGUGCCAUCUAGUAAAGAGGCUCUGGACAGCGAGCUCCCAGUGAUGGAACCGUACUUUGUCCAGAACCCAGACCUCUCCGACUCUGGUCCAGGUCUGAGAGUCACCUGGCUUGGUCACGCCACAGUUCUGGUUGAAAUGGAUGGGCUGAAUAUUCUGACGGACCCAAUUUUCAGCCAGAGGGCAUCACCGUUCCAGUUCAUGGGGCCCAAAAGGUACAGAGGGCCCCCCUGCACCGUGGAACAGUUGCCCAGGAUCGAUGCUGUAGUCAUCAGUCACUCUCAUUAUGACCAUCUGGAUGUGGGAUCUGUGGCCAGCCUUAAUGCACGCUUUGGAGGGGAGCUACGCUGGUUCGUGCCCCUGGGUUUGAUGGACUGGCUGGUGAAGAUGGGCUGUGAGAACGUGAUGGAGCUGGACUGGUGGGAGGAGAACUGCGUCCCGGGUCAUGAUGAUGUCACAUUUGUCUGCACGCCCUCUCAGCACUGGAGCAAACGCACCGCGCUUGACGAUAACAAGUCUUUAUGGGGCAGCUGGUCUAUUUUGGGUCCGGAUCAUCGAUUCUUCUUCGCUGGUGACACCGGCUACUGCGCUUCCUUCCAGGAGAUUGGACGAAGAUUCGGGCCGUUUGACCUCGCAGCAAUCCCCAUCGGAGCUUACCUGCCCAGGGAUAUGAUGCAGGGGCAGCAUGUAGAUCCAGAAGAGGCUGUUGAGAUUCACAAAGACCUUCAGGCCAGACAGUCUGUGGCCAUCCACUGGGGAACCUUUGCUCUUGCCUAUGAGUACUACCUGGAGCCGCCGGUCCGUCUCAGAGAGGCCCUGGAACAGAAAGGACUGAAGCCAGAGUCCUUUUUCACUCUGCAUCACGGGGAGUCUCGCCUUAUAGCUUCACAGCAAGACGUCUUUGACUGAUGUGCUCUGUGGCCCUGUAACAAAGAGCAGAACUUUUAUUCAUCAUUUUUUAAUUUAAAUGUUCCACAAUACUGUUUACAUAGUGAAUGUUUAUGCCGUGCCGUUGUCAUGGUGGGCAGUACUACCUACAGGAGCAAUGACCCCACUAUAUAAAUAAAAAGAGCUCCUAAUGAGCAACAGUUAA